CUCGCCUACCCGUAGCAGAGUUCGCCAAAUUCUUGAUACACGCUUUUCCCAUAAGGCUUGCCACCGGCCCAGAAAAGCCAGUGCUGCGACCAACAAGGUUCUCGUCUAGCGCUGCCUUGGAACGAACAAACACUCCUCGACCCUCCCGCCGGUGCCCACACCUCUUGAACCUCAGCGCCUGCCUGUUCUUGGUCGUUUUCUCCAAACAAGCCCGUAAACCCGCAACUACCUAAACCGGGCCAAAGUACAACUCUAAAACUAAAACUACGCUCUCCACGACACCACAUGUUGGGCAUCAGGUAGACCGGACCUCACCUACUCAACCCCACCUCCCCACCUCCCCCCACCCCUCCCCUCGGCACCAACACAAUGGCCGACUACGGCGACAUUUCCGAACCGGUCACGCCGGACGAGUAUGGCCCGAGCAACCCGGCAUCACCAGGCUUCGCCGACGAUGAUUCUGAGGCGAGCACACCUCUUGACCCCCCAAGUUCGAGCUCCGAUGGCCAACCGAGCUUCUCCCCGAGCGAUCCGCCUCGCCGGGUACCUUCUCUACGGACGGUUUCUGAUCCGCAAAAUCCCACCCACAUGAACCCGACCUCGAGCGUCACCGGGCUACUAAAUACGGCGAGGAGACCGACACCGAGCGCAAAUAGUCUGCCGUCCGAUAUCAUGCAAAAAGCACGAGCGCUCCAAGAGCAGCGCAUGAACAUGGCCGCCAGGGCAGCCAGCUCGGCCGCGAGCUUAAACAUGAACAUGAACAUGAACAAGGGAGGGCCCGGAGGCGGCGGCGGGCAGCCGGGUGGCAUGGCGGGUGGCAUGACGGGUGGCAUGGCGGGUGGCAUGGCGGGUGGCAUGGCGGGUGGCAUGGCGGGUGGCAUGGCGGGUGGCAUGGCGGGUGGCAUGCCGCCCAACCUCAAGUUGCCAGGAGGCAUGUCCCGGCCCAUGCCUCCGGGGUUUGCGAAGUCGGCACCCGCAGUACCGGCUGCAAAAAAGCCACCGAGCCUGAGCGAAAGAAGGGCUAUGAAACUGGGGAAUCUACCAGGCCCCAGCGGUCCAUCGCCUGGGCCUGCGCCGAAAUUGGGCGAUCUCGGCAACGACGAGGGUAGCCAGCCGUCGGUGAACGGGGAGGGGCGGGGUUCUAAGCUGAGCGAUUUCAAGAACUACAUUGACGCGGAUAAAGGCUGGAUCACGUUCGAUGGCGCGGCGACAAUCACACGGACAGGCGUCAACUUUGCUAACGGCCAGACUUUCUCCAUCUCGCUCGACGAGAUCGAUGUCAUGGACGAGCUGGGCAAGGGUAACUACGGAACCGUAUACAAGGUCAGGCAUGCCAGGCCAAAAGCACCGCGGUUUGGUCAGGGGUUGAGCAAAUUUAAGCCGGCGCUCCCCUUGCAAUCAUCAAGCGAGACGGACGAGUCUUCGGAUACAUCACCCGGGAGCGGGAGCAGCGGGCCCACGACGUCGGGAGUGGUCAUGGCCAUGAAGGAAAUCCGACUCGAGCUGGACCAGGCCAAAUUCACCACUAUCCUCAAAGAGCUCGUCAUCCUGCACGAGUGCGUUUCGCCCUACAUCAUCGACUUCUACGGGGCCUUCUACCAAGAAGGUGCGGUCUACAUGUGCAUUGAGUAUAUGGACGGCGGGAGCAUCGACAAGCUGUACGUGGGCGGCAUCCCCGAAAAUGUGCUCCGCAAGAUCACGUUCGCCACGAUCGUCGGCCUUAAGACGCUCAAGGACGACCACAACAUCAUCCACCGCGACGUCAAGCCCACCAACAUUCUCGUGAACAGCAACGGGCAGGUCAAGAUCUGCGACUUCGGCGUGUCGGGCAACCUGGUGGCUAGUAUAGCCAAGACCAAUAUCGGUUGUCAGAGCUACAUGGCGCCCGAGCGCAUUAGCGGCGGUGCGCUGGCCGCCGGCGCCGCUGGUGCCGCAGCCGGGACGUACAACGUGCAGAGCGACAUCUGGAGUAUGGGGCUGACCAUCAUCGAGUGCGCCAUGGGGAAAUACCCCUACCCGCCAGAAGUAUCGAGCACCAUUUUCAGCCAACUGAGCGCCAUCGUAGAAGGCGACCCGCCCGACCUCCCAUCCGAAGGCUACUCGGCACUCGCACAAGACUUCGUGCGGUGCUGCCUCAACAAGAACCCGCACAAACGCCAUACCUACCCGAUGCUGCUGGCGCACCCGUGGAUCAAGACGCUGGGCAAACCCGAGACGAUCGCCGAGGACGCCGAGGCCGAAGCCGCGGCGGCCGACGACGCGCUGGCCGACGCCGCCGGCGAGCUCAGCCUCAACAACCCCACGGGCCAGGUCGCCGAGGGCGACUACGAGGUCGCCGAGUGGGUCCGCUCCGUCCUCGACCGCAAGCGCCGCGGGCUGCUGCGCGCCGCCGCCGAGAAGCCCGCCCUCCACGCCGCCCCGCUCGACACCAUCAGCCCUGUGGGUAGUCCGCUCGUGGGGCCCUGAUCGAUCGAUUGGCCUUUUUCCGUGGUCUUGCUCUCUCUCUCUCUCUCUCUCUCGCACUCCCUCUCGCUCGCUCUGUCUCUAUCUAUCACCGGGAGGUUUGAA
Molecule: messenger RNA, 2568 nt
Organism: Chaetomium fimeti
Lineage: Eukaryota; Fungi; Ascomycota; Sordariomycetes; Sordariales; Chaetomiaceae
Product: kinase-like domain-containing protein
Exons: 2
Coding region: 370-2466 (698 amino acids)
Biological process (GO): cellular hyperosmotic response; protein phosphorylation; MAPK cascade
Molecular function (GO): ATP binding; MAP kinase kinase activity
Source: RefSeq, a predicted model, not a curated record